Messenger RNA from Propithecus coquereli (Coquerel's sifaka), 4675 nucleotides. RefSeq names its product pleckstrin homology domain containing, family G (with RhoGef domain) member 4 (gene PLEKHG4). The transcript has 23 exons. NCBI's taxonomy places the organism in Eukaryota, Metazoa, Chordata, Mammalia, Primates, Indriidae. Bases 375 to 3965 code for a protein of 1196 amino acids. Gene Ontology annotation, molecular function: guanyl-nucleotide exchange factor activity. The record is from RefSeq and is a predicted model, not a curated record.
GAUGCUCACUGAAGCUAGGAGGGUAGGAAGAGAGGUCCGACCGGGAUUUAGGGAUGGAGCAGGACAAUUUCAAGGCUGCUCUCUCAGACCUGCUUAUGGAGAAGGCUCCUCUGUGAGGAAGGAGAGGUUCAAAGAGAAGAGAGUCCCUGGAACUCCCCCAGUAGGCCUGAACUAUGUUGGGGGCAGCGCUUCCUGUCCCCUCGCACCAGGACUGGCACCCCUCUCCUGCGGCCUAGCGUCUUGCUCCUGCAUUGCCCACCGAGUCCUACCCAACCAUCUUCAACCCGGUUCCUGGAAGAGUGGGGCCUCUGUUCAUACCGAGGCCCAGCCCUUCUCCCACUUGCCCUGAGCAGGCCCGCCGUUAGGAGGGGGUGAUGGAAGGGCCCCUGGAGUAUGGGGAUGAGUCCCCAGACUCCCAGGGCCAUGCCACAGAUUGGAGAUUUGCUGUGUGCAGUUUCAGGGAUGCCUGGGAGGAGGAGGAACCUUCUCCCCAGAUGCAGGUCAAGGACUCCAAACCUCCAAGAGCACCAGCAGGGGCAGCCCAGGGUGAAGGGCUGCAGGGGAGUCCCUUGUCCAGGGAGCUUCAAUUACCCCCAGAACAGAUGACUUCAUAUGGGUCAGGGGAUGCCCAGAAAAUUACAUUAGAAGGCUCCUCAGUCCAGUCAGAGGAGCUGGCCCCCUCUGGAGUGGAGAGUCUCCUAUGUCCCAUGUCCUCCCACCUCAGCCUGGCACAGGGUGAGAAUGACAGCCCAGGGAUAGGCUUGGUAGGGGACCCAGAUCCAAGCAAGGCAAUUCCAGCCAGCUUGGGCCCUCAGGCGUUGGACAGUGACCCUGUGGACCUUGGAGACUCUUUAUCAGAGACAUCAUCAAAGCUGUUGGAGGCAGACCCCAGCAGAUCCAGCCUCCCUGAGCCUACUGACUGUCUCCUGGCCCAGGACCUCACCUGGGAGCUGCUGGCCAGUGGCAUGGCUGCCUUGCCAGGGACUAGGGACAUAGAAGGCCGAGCAGUGCUGCUUCUGUGUGCCCACAGCCCAGCCUGGCUUCACCCCAAGUGCAGCAGCCAUGAAUUCAUCCGCCUCCUGCUCUACCUGCGAAGCAUCCCCAGGCCCGAAGUACAGGCCCUGGGACUGACAGUGCUAGUUGAUGCCCGAAUUUGUUCCCCAAGCUUGUCCCUCUUCUUGGGGCUCAGCCGACUACAAGAAGCAGCCCCAGGGUCGGUGCACCAGGUGCUGCUAGUAGGAAAAAUGCCAGAGGAGGUGCCUUCUGGCCUACAGCUGGAGCAGCUGCCCUCUUAUCAGAGCCUGCUGACCCACAUCCCCACCGCGGGGUUGCCCACUUCACUGGGAGGAUAUCUGCCUUACUGCCACCAGGCCUGGCUGCAUUUCCGGAUGCGUCUGGAAGCCCUAUUGCAGAGCUGCCAAGAGGUUUGUGCCCUGCUCCAGGGGGCCAUCGAGAGUAUGAAGGCUGUGCCCCAGCCUGUGGAGUCUGGGGAAGUUGGUCAGCUGCUACGGCAGGCACGGGUCCUGAUGCAGCAGGUGCUAGACUCGCCACGGCUGGCAUGGCUACAGUGCCAGGGGGGCAUGGAGCUGGCGCGGCUGAAGCAGGAGGCCCCGGAGGUGACCCUGAGUCCAGACUAUAGGCCAGCCGUGGACAAGGCUAGUGAGCUGUAUGGCCGUGUGGACGGACUGCUGCAUCAACUGACCCUUCAGAGCAACCGACGAGUACAGGCUCUAGAGUUGGUCCAGAUGAUGGAAGCCCAGGAGAGCGGGCUGCACCAGAUUGAAGUGUGGCUGCAGCAGGUGGGCUGGCCAGCACUGGAGGAGCCAGGGGAGCCCUCGCUGGACAUGCUGCUCCAGGCCCAAGGCCCUUUUGGGGAGCUGGACCAGGUUGCCCAAGAGCAGGUCAGGCAAGGGGAGAAGUUUCUGCAGCCACUGGCUGGCUGGGAGGCAGCUGACCUGGGCCCCUGUGGAGCACGCUUUCUGACCCUGCGAGCCCAGCUGACUGAAUUCUCUAGGGCUUUGGCCCAGCGGCGCCAGCGGCUGGCAGAUGCUGAGAAGCUGUUUCAGUUCUUCAAGCAGGCCUCAAUGUGGGCUGAGGAGGGGCAGCGGCUGCUGGCAGAGCUGGAGCAGGAGCGCCCAGGGGCUGUGCUGCAGCGGCUGCAGCUGCACUGGACCAAGCACCCUGACCUGCCUCCUGCACACUUCCGAAAGAUGUGGGCUCUGGCCACGGGGCUGGGCUCAGAGGGCAUCCGCCAGGAGUGCCGCUGGGCCUGGGCACAGUGCCAGGACACCUGGCUGGCCCUGGACCAGAAGCUAGAGGCUGCCCUGAAGCCAUCAUCGGUGGGUAGCACAGCUAGCCUGUGUGUCAGCCGGGUACCCAGUGUACCUGCCCCACCUCCCCUGAGGAAGGCCUACAGCUUUGAUCGGAAUCUGGGGAAGAGUCUCAGCAAACCUACCCAUCACUGCCACCAUGCGGCCAUUGUCACUGCCUGCCACGGACCAGAGGCUGGAGGAGGUGCCCAGCCCCAGCUAUCCCCUACUGUGCCUCCACUAGGCAGCUCUGACCCCAGGAGUCCCAGCAGGCUACAGCUGGUGCUGGCAGAGAUGGUGGCUACGGAGCGGGAGUAUGUCCGGGCCCUUGACUACACCAUGGAGAACUACUUCCCCGAGCUGGAUCGCCCUGAUGUGCCUCAGGGCCUCCGCGGCCGGCGUGCCCACCUCUUUGGCAAUCUGGAGAAGCUGCGUGACUUCCACUGCCAUUUCUUCCUGCGUGAGCUGGAGGCUUGCACCCGGCACCCACCUCGAGUGGCCUACGCCUUCCUGCGCCACAGGGUGCAGUUUGGGAUGUAUGCGCUUUACAGCAAGAAUAAACCUCGCUCUGACGCCCUGAUGUCUAGCUAUGGUCAUGCCUUCUUCAAGGACAAGCAGCAAGCACUGGGGGACCACCUGGACUUGGCCUCCUACCUGCUGAAGCCCAUCCAGCGCAUGAGCAAGUAUGCACUGCUGCUGCAGGAGCUGGCACGGGCCUGCGCGGGUUCCACGCAGGAGCUGAGUGCUCUGCAGGCAGCCCAGAGCCUCGUGCACUUCCAGCUGCGACACGGCAAUGACCUGUUAGCCAUGGACGCCAUCCAGGGCUGUGAUGUCAACCUCAAGGAACAGGGGCAGCUGGUGCGACAGGAUGAGUUCAUGGUGCGCACUGGGCGCCACAAGUCCCUACGCCGUGUUUUCCUCUUUGAGGAGCUGCUGCUCUUCAGCAAGCCUCGCCGUGGGCCUGCAGGUGUUGACACAUUUGCCUACAAGCGCUCCUUCAAGAUGGCAGACCUUGGCCUCACCGAGUGCUGCGGGGACAGCAAUCUGCGCUUUGAGAUCUGGUUCCGCCGUCGCAAGGCCAGGGACACCUUUGUGCUGCAGGCCUCCAGCUUGGCCACCAAGCAGUCCUGGACGGCUGACAUCUCCCGCCUGCUCUGGAGGCAGGCUGUCCACAACAAGGAGGUGCGUAUGGCUGAGAUGGUGUCCAUGGGAGUUGGGAACAAGGCCUUCCAGGACAUUGCCCCCAGUGAGGAAGCUAUCAACGACCGCACCAUCAACUACGUCCUAAAGUGCCGAGAAGUUCGCUCUCGGGCCUCCAUUGCUGUGGCCCCGUUUGACUAUGACAGCCCCUACCUGGGGGCCUCGAGCUCCCUUCCUGGAGACCCUGCCUCUUGCUCUGUUCUGGGGUCCCUCAACCUGCACCUGUAUAGAGACCCAGCUCUUCUGGAUCUCCGCUGGCCCCUACAUCCUCCCAACUUCCCAGAGGAAGCAGCGCUGGAGGCUGAGGCGGAGCUGGGCAGCCAUCCCUCUCUGACUCCUGAGGACUCAGAGGUCUCAUCCCAGUGCCCAUCAGCCAGUGGCUCCAGUGGCUCUGACAGUAGCUGUGUGUCAGGACAGGCCCUGGGCAGGGGCCUCGAGGACUUGUCCUAUGUCUGAGCCCAGGCUCGAAGACAAGCAGUGGAUCCAGCAGCCUGUAGCUCCAAGGAAUAACACCUCUCUGGAUCUGCUGUGACCAGGGCAUGGCUGGCACCUGGGCCAUCUCCAGCGCACAUGGACAGCCCUGUUGACUACCCUUUCUGAUAUCUGUAGCCAUUGGACAAACUGGAAUGGGGCCACCCUGGGGGAGUUUGCUGCAGAGCCUGAGUGAGCACCCUGAUCCCAGGUUCCUGGCCCCAUGUCCCCUUCUGUUUCCUCUCCAGCUCCCACCCCAGUUGUGGGUUAAGAAUAGACUAGGUAGAGAGUGGGCAUUUCCAUGCUCUAGGCUGGUGGGGCACCGUAUGGUUCUGGGUAGUGACUAGGCUGCCCCCACCCCUCAGGAGGAACACAGGUGGGCUCCCAGCAGCUGCUCCUCAGUCCCUGGACUUGAAGCUGAGGUCCUCAACCAUAGGAGCUGGCCCACUCCUUUUGUGCCCUUACCCUUACCUAUCGUGGCCACCCAAGGCCCAGCCUCUUUUUUUCCCGGAGCAAUUUGGUUAUUAUGACUUGAUGCCUUUUGAAUAUCUUUCAAGAGAGUUGUCUAAAAUUAUCUCACUGGUUGUUAGGCCUUUGGUGUCUCAGAGAAGGAGUCGAGGCUUUUGACUUGUGAUUUAUUAUUUUAUUUGUUUAUAAUAAAAAAACAGACUUAUAUGUAUCCUUAGGUGGGCACA